UUCCUUCUCUUUCCAUUAGGGUUUCUAGCCAUGGCAGCGGUCUGUUUUCCAUAUAAUAAGUUGUUCAAAAAGAGUCAAUGUAAGGAUGCGCAUUGAAUGAUAGAUUUAAUUAUUUAAAUAUUAAAGAUUUAGAACUUAUUUUGGAAGUUGUGGGGCCAAAUUCUUUCAAACUUGCUAUUUUGAGUAUUGCAACUCGUGUAGAUCAAAAUCUCUUCAUUGAUGCUUGUCUUUAGGCAUCAAAUAAUAACAAUCGUAUGAAAGGUUAUUUCUCAGACUUUAGAAGGGAAAAUCAGCAAUUAAUUAAUAAAUUAAAUGGUGUUCCGACCACGACUACGAUUGCUUCCUUGCUUGACGACCCAUUUUUGGGUCAGUAUGAGCCUGUCACCUACUUGGUAGAAGCAGACCUAUUCUGUUUCAUGGAUACUUGUCUCCACUAUGUCUGCAAAUAUGGUUUUAAACCAAGAGACUGGUCAAAUGCAAUUAACAAUAAUUGCUGCUCAACAGGAUCAAAAGGUACCUGUCAAAAAGACAUUAUCAAACAUUUAAAGUUUCGGAUUCCAAGACUUCAAAAAUUGCACUGUUAACUGCCUUCGGCUUUCAAGCUGAAAAAAUCCGCCACGACCACUUUAAAGACUACUUUAAAUUAGGCGACAUCCUUCUCUUUCAUGUACAACCAUUUUUAACAGUUGAUGAAGGAAAGAUUACUCAAGUUAUUAGGGUAAUUAAAUCCUGACCAGAUAAUCUUGUGUUUUGGUUAUGUUUUGAUGUCCCCUGUUUUUUUUUACAACAAAUGGCGCCUGAUUAUGAUUUUUAACAAUUUUGCCACUUGGGAUAUCGUAAAUUGUUGGUACAUUUUCCUACCUUUUGAAAGUUACCUCUCAAUUGUUGUUAGAUUUUUUUUGACAGAAAAAGAUCUUCAAGAUUAGUGGUCUUCUUGCGGAUUUCACAGUCCCAGCCCU
Molecule: messenger RNA, 959 nt
Organism: Lycium ferocissimum
Lineage: Eukaryota; Viridiplantae; Streptophyta; Magnoliopsida; Solanales; Solanaceae
Exons: 4
Coding region: 255-584 (109 amino acids)
Source: RefSeq, a predicted model, not a curated record